AUGAUAAAAAAACUAGACAAGGAGAAGCCCACCUUUGAAUGCAUCGAAAUGAAUGACAUAAAAAGGCUGAACCAAGAAGGAGAGGAAGACGAUUCGGAUGAAGACAAAAUAAGCCUCGAUGACCUCAGUGUCUGUUCCCCGAGUAAGUUACACAAAGAGCCUGACUUGACAGAGGACGAGGAGGAAGAGCAGGAGAAGCUGAUUCACUCCAAGUUGUACGAAAGUAUGAACAAUGUAAGUAGUAACAUCGAGAAGAAGGAUACCCACUGGUUCGAUGGCGUCGAUGACAGUGAUGAUGGGGACGAUGCAGACAGUGACCAAAAGGGCGACUCUGCUCAAUUUGUAGAUAAGUUUCGUAACUUGCUCCUACUUGGGGGUGACAAAGACGGGCCAGAAGCCAUUCGCGAUGAUCAUGGCAGCCACAAUGGUGGGGGCACCCCCAGAAACAGUAACUAUAGUGACAAUCCGCCAAGCAACCUGCGUUGUGACCCCAUCAGCAGUGUUCACGGUGACCUCCUAUGUACUUCCAAUCACAGGGAAAAGCAACCGCCACCGGAGAAGUACCUGAACUGUUCAGGCGAAAGUGAAGAAAGAAGUGAAAAAACAUCCCGUCAUGGUUACCACACAGGUGGAAGGAACCCUCCCCCCGUUUGCAGUGAAAUGGGGAAGGGUAACCCCUCCGAAAUUACAGAAGCGGGACAAACACACAUACAUCGACAUGUAAGAAAGGACGAAUGGAAGAAAUGGAGGAAAUGUGUAUCCUCAGAUGAGGAAAGUGAGAAGGGGAAAGCUGGCCGAACCCCCGUCAUCAGUGCGACAAACGAACCUUUAGCAGGAGUCGCCAACAGGGAAGACAUAAAGGAGACACUCUCCCAUCAGAAUAACCACAGUGAUGAAAGCGGUAGCUAUAUCGGCGUCCAUAUCUCUGCGAUGCCAAUCACUUCCUCCAAAGAUGAAGCGACACAUAGGAUUGACCCCCAGUCCAACCAACACAGUCAUUAUGCCAAGGGAGCAAAACGGACGAGUCGUCCACGGGAGGGAAGCCGCGCUGGCAAGACAAGCAGACAAUACAGUCACAGGGUAGAGGAACGGGGCCCAUUUUUUGCUCUGCCGCUUCUUCACUCUAGGAAGGUAAACAGUGAUGACGAGGACAGCCCUCCUUUUUCCGAGUUAGCUCCUGACGGUUGGGCGACCUCAUCGGUCUGCACUUCCGAUAGGCAGAGGGGGAAGGACACACACCGGGGGGGCGUUACCAACAAUGUGACGAGGAUUAUUAGCCGGAUAGAGGAGUCCGUCCAGGAGAAGAAGACCAAAAAGGGGGGGAGACAUCACAGGGGGGGACAUAUCGAAGGGAGCGACGUAGAAGAAAGCGGUAGUGAAGGAAGAGACAGCGAAGGAAACGGUAGGGAAGAAAGCCGAAGUAAAGAAAUCGCCAAUGAUGACUGUGAUAAGUGCAACAGCGCCUGGGUGGCAGAACAGGACGAGCAGGCCGACACUGUCACCCCAGUGGGUAACGACAGGAGUAACCCUGCCCUUCCAACCAUUCAGAUGACCUUUGUCGAUACGCAUAAGGUGAAGAAAAGCAGCACCCCCAAGUACUCCCUUAGGAAGUACGGCUCCCAGAGUUACUCACAGCAGGUGGGAUCUCCACCCAGGGGGGGGGCACACAAUGACAUGGGUCUUCCACUCAGUAAAAAAUCCUUAAGCAGCGGCCAUGUUUACGUCCAAGAUGCGAACGAGGAGGAAGAUAGAUCUAUGCAGAGGUACGGUGCUGAUAGCGGGAAGAAUCAAAGGGGUAAUGCACCGGAAGGGAAGCCAAUCGGGCCGAAUCAAAGGGAGAGUCCCCCCGAACCAAAGCAUGGGGAAAGGAACCCCCACAGUGACCAGACGCAACGACAUGCCUAUAGAGUCGGUGCGAAAAGUUUGAAAGCAGCGGGAAACGUCGAGCAUGGCGGCAUAAGUGAUGACCUGCGCAGCCGCCCCAAGGCAAACCUCACUGCACAGGUAGACGAUACACUCACGGAGAGAUACAAACGGGGUUCCCCCACCGACAGGAGUAGGCUGUCGCCGAGUAGGCUGUCUCCGAGUAGCCUGCGGAAGGAGCUGGAGGAACAGAGACCCUUCAUGGACGACACGCACUUUGACGUAAACCCUAUUAAGAUCAACGACCGCAAUUUAGAAAAAUGCUUCCAUGCCAUUAAAGACUUAUGUAACAUGCCGGAUGGGAAGAGGACCAACAGCCCCAGUGAUCGCAGGAACGUGUCUUUAUCCAGUGAGCAUCUCGAUCGGAGCUUUGGGGCGAAGGACUCUGAAGGGGGACGAAGGUGGAGUGAAGUACCUGACCGAAGGGGCCCCUCAACUUGGCGACGACACAUCGAUACGGAGGACACACCUGUGCAGAAUGUGUGCAAGUCGAGUGACGUAAAUCUGUAUGAAAACAAUUUUAAGUGUCUCUCGAAGACCUCGCCGGAUGGGAAGCUCCCACCGGAUGGGCAGCCCCGUGCAGAUGUUUACCGAUUUUUUUACAAAGAAAAUGAGCUGUGGGACGGGAAAAGGGAGAGGAGCGGCCAUCCAACAGAGGGAAGUGAUCAUCGAAGAGAGCGAAGUGGCCACAGAAGGGAGAGGAGCGGCCACCCAGUUGAGCGCGACGACGAAGGGAAGGUGGAUCGCUUCUCCACUCGCGCUGCCGCGGGGGUUGGUACUGGCGAUACCGCUUCCGCUCCCUCUGCCGCUCCCCCUCCGGCGGCCGCCAAAAUGAAGAGGCGCAUAAUCGACUGCAAAAAUGAGCGGCUCAAAUGGGGAACUACCCAAGUGAUAAUCGAUAUAGACGACACGAUCCGAUCGAGCGGGGGCUACAAGUUUUUUAACUACGCCCUUGGAGGAGUGGACGCUCAGUACCAGAGAGGAGAGACCUACCCAGGAUCCUUCCAAUUCAUCUUCGAAUUAGCGAUGAAUAAGUUGUCUUCAGAAGCGAAGCCUUUGUUAUUGUCCGUCCUUACAGCGAGAAUACCACAGGUACCCAUAACAGAGGAUUCAUUUCUUAACAAAAAAUUCAAUGAGGUGGCAGAAAGGAGAGGAAUCAAAAACUGGGGAAUAGACUGUGAUAAUAAGAUUCUUUACUCGACGCUGAAGGAGUGGGUAUGGAAUGAAACGAGAGGGGAGAAGAAGUUUGUCAAUUUUAAACACCUCCAUAAAUAUGUGCUGCAGCAGAAUUCCCUAGUGAGAUACAUAUGGAUUGGAGACACUGGGGACAUGGACAAACAGGCAGGAGAGAUGAUGAUUCGGACAUACCCACAGAGGAUGAAAGCGGUUUUUUUACACCACGUGAAGGGGAAGGAUGAUAAUACAUUGCUUCCGAGUGAUUAUUUUAUUAAGUCGGUGCCCAUCUUCUUCUUUCGCACAUACAUCGGUGCGGCUACAAAAGCACAUGCGUAUAACUUGAUCGAUAAGAAAGGAUUGACGAGGGUACUCGUGCAGGCUGUGCUUGACCUGGAGAAGAGCAAAGCCCCUGCGAGCUCCUCCAAAUGGGAAGACCUCAUCAAGGACAUCAUUUUGAGUGACGCCAUGGACGAAUUGGACAAGUACAACGCGGAGACGGUCAAUCGGACCAAGAAAAUCAUCGCGCAGCGGAUGCUGGAAAUUUCGGAGCGGAAACUGCACUUUAUCAGCUAG
This is a messenger RNA of Plasmodium inui San Antonio 1, 3672 nucleotides long. RefSeq lists its product as hypothetical. The transcript has a single exon. Lineage: Eukaryota; Apicomplexa; Aconoidasida; Haemosporida; Plasmodiidae. The record is from RefSeq and is a predicted model, not a curated record. Bases 1 to 3672 code for a protein of 1223 amino acids.